UUAGUGUAAAUCUGGAUAAACUUAUAAAUGUACAUCACUAGAAUUAAAAUGUUUACCUGGAUUUUACCUGGAUGUAUCUGAGUUGAUGAAACUAAUUAACUUAAAGUUGUUUUGGUCUAUUAUAUGCAAUAGUCUGUGAUUUCCAAUAAUUCAAUCGACAUGUUUUAAAGGUUGACGGUUAUGUUUUACCGCAAAGAAUUUCACAAUAGUUUGAUGUUGUGUUCCAUAAGAAGAAUUUGCAUGAAAAGGAAAACAUAUAUUUGCAGACAUCAUUUACAGUGCUUUUAGGAUUAAUGACGUUUUAGAGAGAGACCCUGUCAACGUACAUUUCGACGUAUCUUAGUUUUAUAUUAGAAUUACUUUGGAGUAUUACUUGUGCAAGCCAGGAAUAUUUAUUACUGUGAAUUUUUCGAAUAAACAGAUUUCAUUAAACUCUGUGGAUUAUAUGUGACGUUUGAAGUAUUAAAAAAAAGAGAAACAAAGAAAAAGUUAAACAUGGAUUAAAUAAUAUAAAGUGAAGAAAAUUUCCAAACGAACAACGACAAUGAAAUAUUACAGUGCUAUAUUACAGGACCUGUCUAUUACAGUGUUUAUAUUCCUGUGCUCACUGCUACAACUAGUUGUGACCAAUGAUGCUCCAAAACAGUUAGAAUUCUCAGCUACGAACACGAUUAUCAUUCCUGAAAACACUGCUUUAAAUUCCACUAUAGGUACCAUUAAAGCCAGAGAUUUAGAUGGACCUAUGCCUAUAAUAUUUUCUAUACAAGAUGAGAAAACAAGACAGCUAGUACGAUUAGGAACAACCACGGGUGACAGCACUCUAACAAGAAAAGUUGAUAUCAUAUUAAUAGCACCGCUGGACAGAGAUAGGGACCCUUCAGACAGAAAGCUAUAUUUUAUCAUGGCAGAUGGAGAUGAUACUAUAGAACAUAAUCAGCUAAUUAUUACCAUAUCACUAUAUAUUACUGACGUCAAUGACGAACAUCCAGAAUUUCAUACCAGACGAUAUAAAGAAUCAGUUUUAGAGAAUGCUGCUAUAGGGACAACAGUAGGUCGAGUUUCAGCUAUAGAUGAAGAUAACGGACUGGGAGGAAAAGUCACUUAUUCAAUGCAGCCAGCAGCACAAACAGCAGACGACACCUAUAAAAAUGCAUUCCGAAUCGACCCAAACACAGGUGAUGUCAUCAUCAACAAUCUACUAGAUUAUGAACGACACAACUUUUAUGAAUUUGUGAUCAGUGCUCAGGACGGAAUGGGACUUAAGAGUACAGCUGAUGCAGAUUUUGUUGUCACAGUAACAGAUAUACAGGAUACACCUCCUGCUUUCUUUAAUUUACCAUACAGUGUAUCAGUAAAAGAAAAUAUUUCUCUGGGUGAAAAAGUUUUACAAGUGACUGCUUUAGAUGGAGAUAGAGGAGUUCCUAAUAACAUAACAUAUACAUUUACACAGGGUGAUUUUGCAAACUUUUCCUUGAAUGCAAAUAGUGGUUGGAUUACAAUUAAAAGUGCUUUGGACAGAGAUGAUGAUGCUGUCACACAGAAGGGAGGGGUAUAUGCUAUGUAUGUUCAGGCAUCAGAAGUUGUGAAGCAAGGAUCAGCUAAUCACGGUCCAACAACUACAUCAACACUUGUCACUAUAACUGUGGAAGAUGUCAACGAUAACAAACCUGAAUUCAAUGCUAACACUUACACAGCUAAGAUCCUGGAGAACAUGCAGGAUGGGGUACCAGUUACCUUGACUGGUGUAACAACUACUAUGUCUGUUAGUGACAAAGAUCAGGGACAGAACAGUAUAUUUAGUUUAAGUUUUGAGAAGAAUGGACAGCCUUAUUAUGAUUUUUCACCACAGCCCAGCACAGUAUACUCUCUAUCACCUAUUUUAAUUAGAGUCAAUAAUUCCAAAAAUCUGGACUAUGAGAAGAUGAAUUCAACAACAUUUCAGGUGAUAGCCAGAGAAAUACACACUGUUGAGAAAAAAUCUAGUGUGGCUACUGUUACUGUGAACAUUGUAGAUGUAAAUGAUAUUCCUCCUCAGUUCCAAUCUGAGAUAUUCAGUGCUACUAUAUCUGAAAACUCUGCAGCAAAUACACCUGUCAUUAUUGUUAAUGCAACAGAUGAAGACUCAGGUAUAUUUGGACAGUUGACUUAUUCACUGAGGGGAGGAAAUGGAAAAUUCAUUAUAAAUGACAAGACUGGCGAGGUUUCUGUAGCAGGAGAGUUAGAUAGAGAGAAGGUUGAUGAAUACUAUCUUACUGUAGAGGCCAAAGAUGGUGGAGGAUUCCGUUCUACCACAGAGUUACGAAUCAACGUCACUGAUGAGAAUGAUAACUCACCAGAAUUCAGAAGAGAGGAGUAUUUCAGUACAAUUAAGGAGAAAGCCAGUGAUUUCCAAAGAGGAAAACUUAUUGUGGAGGCCUUUGAUAUAGAUGAACCAAACACACCUAACAGCUUAAUAAAGUAUGAGAUUAACAAAACGCCACCUGGACUAGAAAACAACUUUGCCAUAGAUAUACUGUCAGGGGAGAUAACUCUCAAAUCACCUCUAGAUUAUGAAGCACUGGAUCCAAAACUCAAUGGAAAGGUUGUGUUAAUUGUAGAGGCCAUGGAUUGGGGAAAUCCUAGGAGGUCUAAGGUCAUCAAUGUUACCAUAGAAGUAGAGGAUGUAAAUGAUAAUGCUCCCAUAUUUAACAAGCCAAGUUAUACAGCCAAUGUUUUAGAGAAUGCCACUGAUACAACGGUUGUUACACAGAUCAAGGCCACUGAUGCUGACGGCACAUUCCCAAACAACGAAUUUGUGUACAGAAUAGAUAGUGGAUCACAAGAUCAGUUCAGGAUUAACUUUAAAACGGGAGAAAUAAGUGUAGAAACUGGCGCUAAGUUAGACCGGGAAACUAAGAGUUUAUAUAUUUUGAAUGUCUCAGCAACAGAUAGAGGGUCUACAACACUAGUUGGGUAUUGUCAAGUAAAGAUUUAUGUAGAUGAUGUCAAUGAUGAAAGUCCAAUAUUCACUUCAUCGAGGACUGUGCAUGUAAGUGAGAACACUCCUAAAACAUCUGAGGUGGUGACAACCUUCACUGCUACAGAUCCGGAUUCUGAUGCUGAUCUUCAUUAUAGUUUGAUAGAGAAUAGAACUACAGCAUUUGAUGAGAAUGGAUUUGAAGUUGAUGUAGGAAAAUAUAACAUUCAGGACUACUUUUUUGUUGAAGAAAACAGUGGAAUAAUAAAAAUAAACAAGGACAAUAUAGACAGAGAAACAGCAGAGAAAAUAGUUCUACAAGUAUUAGUUGAGGACAAAAAUGGUGUCAUGCAUAAUCCACAAACAGCUACAGGUACCCUUACAAUAAUUCUUGAUGACAAAAAUGACAAUCCACCAACAUUUACACCAAGCAGUGACUACCACGUCAACAUAUCUGAAGGACGAGACAUCUUGGACGUUGUAACUACAAUAUCAGCCAUAGAUGUGGAUAAGAACCAACAAAUCAUGUUCUCUGUAGCUUCAUCUGAUUCUACAACAUUUCAAAUAGAUUCUAAUACUGGAACAGUUAGACUUGUGAAGAAACUAGAUAGGGAACAGAAUGCUGAGGUCAAUUUCAAGGUCAUUGCUACCGACAAUGGUGUACCUGUACUGUCGUCCACGGCAACAGUAACUGUGACAGUUCUAGAUGUUAACGAUGAAUCCCCUAUAUUUAAUGCAUACCAGAGUAUCUAUAGUAUAUCAGAGUCAGCUGCUAAUGGUACUAGAAUAGCAGUGAUUGACGCUACAGACAAAGACAUUGGAGAGUUUGGAAGUCUUCAGUACUCUUUACAAAUUAACAAUGAUGAUGGCUGCUUGGUCAUUAAUGAGUUCACUGGGGAAAUUACUGUGGAUUGUAACUUAGAUUAUGAGACCAGAAAAGAAUACAGUAUAUACGUAGUUGCCAGGGACAACAUGAAUGAUCCAACCAAUCAGAAAUCAACACAGACAGGACAGAUUAUGAUCCGUUUGUUGGAUGUAAACGACAACGCCCCUGACCUCAAGGGUAUAACAAGUGACCAGAUACCAAUUUACGAGAAUGCUGCCAAUGGAUCCACUGUAGCUAAUAUCUUUGCAACUGAUCCUGACAAUGGAGACAACGGCACUGUGGAUUAUUCAUUAACAUCUGAUACUAAUGCUACAGUCCAGUUUACAAUAGCUACCAUAUUUAAUUCUGAUAGAAAACAAUAUGAAGGUGUUGUUAAAUUAAAAGGCAGUUUAUUAGGUCAGGUGGGAAUAUUAUAUGUGACAGUAAAAGCUACAGAUCGAGGAUCACCACAAAAGUGGUCAGAGAAAAAAAUGUUCUUUGAGAUACUUGAUGUGAAUUUACAUCAGCCAGUGUUCAUUGUUCCACAAGGACCGCAAGCUACCAUAAGUAUAGAAGAGCAACAAGAUAUCAAUACUUUGGUAAUAAAAGUAGUUGCUAACGAUGAAGACCAUGGGAGGAAUGGAGAAGUUAGAUACAGUCUGGUACCAGAAGAUGAUUAUCUUAAAUUUACCCUCAAUAAUGAUACAGGAGAGCUAAGGAACAAAGUCGUACUGGACAGGGAAGUCAGGGCACAGUAUAGGGUAAAAAUAAUAGCAUAUGACAAUGGUCUACCAAAUAGACUGGAAACACCAUUAUCACUUACAAUCAGCCUGAUAGAUAUCAAUGAUAAAGACCCAGAAUUUCCACGAGACAUCCAGUAUCAGCCGUACUAUGUUGGCAGUGUGCCAGAAGAGAGCACAGGGGCAUUGAUUGGUAGUGUUGAUGUAGCCGUGGAUAAGGACAGUGAUGCCAACAAUAGCCAGAUAUUUUAUUAUAUUAUUGGAGGAGAAAUGCAGGAUCACUUCCAUCUGAAUGAGACAGGACAACUUUAUUUAAUGAAAUCAAUAGAUAGAGAUGGAGAUAAAAAUCCUUUCAAGAGACAGAUCAAUUUUAUCAACUUGGUAAUAUGGGCCACACCUUAUAACUACCUCAAGCUAUCUCCUGGACCAAUCGGAGAACCUGCAACAUCUGAAGCAGUGGUGCCAUCUAUAUAUAAACCUUUAAAUGUGACACAGAUGUGGGUCAGGGUCACAAUUCAGGACAUCAAUGAUCACCCUCCAAGAUUCCGUGAGGAUACACUCAGUAUUGGAAUAACAAGGAAAACACAGUUUGGAGAACUUAUAUUUAACUUAAAGAGUGAAAUAAUUGACUUGGACAUUGGAGCUAAUAAGAAUCAUACAUUUGUACAAAGUCGUCCAUUGGUUGUCUACCCUGAUAGUCUGAGUCAGUCUAUAGGAUCCACUCCUUUCAAGUUCUUCAGUAACGGGACAUUGAAAACGAAUACAUACUUUCAAGCUGAUAUGAAUGGCUACUUCCUAAUGAGUGUACAAGCUAAAGAUAAAGACAUGCAGCUGGCUAAUGCUUCUCUAAGGAUAUCUUUAAUCAAUGAUGACCAAAGGUUAAAGGUCAUAUUCCGUAUGUUCCCAGAACAAGUCAGAAAUUUUUCCACAGAAUUUAAAAAUCGACUGGAGAAGAUAACUGGUUACAGAAUUGUUGUUGAUAAGAUACAGACACAUGAAAAUAUACAGGGCAAACCAGAGGUGGAUAAAACUGAUAUGUUUAUACAUGGAGAAGUGAUCAAUCCUUUUAGAAUUGUGGAUUCUUCAGAACUUUUAAGUGCUAUAGAUGGCAGUGCAAGUGCUUUAGUCAGUGUUCUAAAUGACUAUAACAUUGUCCAGAUAGUGCCAACCACAACACAAGCUCAAGAAGAUGAUAGUAAGAGACAAUUAACUAUGGCUAUAAUUCUCUUAGCUAUAAUCCUGGGCGUACCAGCCAUUGCCAUGAUGUUUGUUAUCUAUUUUAUGUAUAAAAAAUAUCAACGAAAAUUAAAGGCAGCCACAGCUAUGGCAUAUGAUUCAAGAGAUUCAGAUAUGCAGAAAUUACAAUUACCAGGCACAAAUCUUCACUCAUAUGAAAAUGCUAAUCCUAUUUUUCUGGAGAAAAUUUUAUUGGAGGAAUCCGGAGAACAGGCAGAUUAUGAUGCUAUUGAUGAUAAUGCUGUCGGACCUCCAAACCCUAAUCGUUACGAUGAACAGGAAGCUUCUUUACAAUUUGCUGAGGAAAAUAAUAAACAUAACGAUAUUGGUUCUCCUGAUAUGAACAUCAAAGCUGCCCUACAGGCACACAAUGCCAUGAGAAAUAAUAAUAAUGAGACUAAAAACGGCAAAAUUUCAAAUGGCAACAUGCCAAAUGGUGCUCUCGAUACACGAAUGAUAGAAGGUUUACAGACAACAGAGAUAUAACCAUGAUUUCAAUUUAUAUUGCCAAAUUAUAUGAUUAACUUGCCAUUGACCUUAUAUGGUAGAUUUAGAAUUUUGUCUAUAAAUAGGCUUUCUGUGAUCCUUGUGUUUAUAAAUAGAUAUUUUGGGAUCCUAAAUAGAUAUUUUGGGAUCCUGUGCCCAUAAGCGUUUUCUGAUCAGAUUUUAAUGACAGCAUUUAACUGUGAUGGAAAUACAUGAACAAAGACAGCUAUUCCUACAUACAUAUCAAUCAGUGCUAGAUAAUUAUAGAAGAGUGGUUAUAUUUUACUAGAAGUUUGUAGAAUGAUGUUUUAGACCAAGGAUGAUAUUUUCAUAGAUGCCACUUUCUAUUUAAGACCAAGCAUGAUACAUGUAAAUGAGACUUUAACAAACAUUUUGUGUUAUGUCUCACAUGUAAGGUUAUGAUCUAAAGAAAACUUUGAAACAAAGGAGUAUGUCCU
Mytilus trossulus (common blue mussel) is the source of this 6741-nucleotide messenger RNA. Its product is annotated as cadherin-23-like. The record is from RefSeq and is a predicted model, not a curated record. The coding region runs from base 545 to 6283 and encodes 1912 amino acids. Gene Ontology annotation, molecular function: calcium ion binding. Gene Ontology annotation, biological process: homophilic cell-cell adhesion. NCBI's taxonomy places the organism in Eukaryota, Metazoa, Mollusca, Bivalvia, Mytilida, Mytilidae. The transcript is spliced from 39 exons. Gene Ontology annotation, cellular component: cell-cell junction; plasma membrane.